Prunus armeniaca (apricot) is the source of this 879-nucleotide messenger RNA. The record is from the annotation of a GenBank genome assembly. Lineage: Eukaryota; Viridiplantae; Streptophyta; Magnoliopsida; Rosales; Rosaceae.
AUGGAUCAGCAAAAUCCAGAUCAGAGGUUGAAGCCAACUUUACAGACUGAGAACCAGCAGCAGCAGCAGCAAAACCAGCAACCUCAGAAGUGUCCUCGCUGUGAGUCUCUGAACACCAAGUUUUGCUAUUACAACAAUUACAGCCUCUCUCAGCCGCGCUACUUCUGCAAGACUUGUAGAAGGUAUUGGACCCAAGGCGGGACCCUCAGGAACGUCCCUGUCGGCGGAGGCUGCCGGAAGGGGAAGCGUCCCAAGACUAAUUCAUCAUCAUCAUCAUCUCCCUCUCUGCAGCCACAGGCGCAGGCGCAGGCACCACAACAAGACCAGCAAACAGUGAAAAACUUGGCCACAACAAGCCCAAGUUCUAAUCUUGGGGCUAUAGAGAGCACUGGUAAUUUGGCUUCUCACCAUCAGUACUAUCCUGGUGGUACUGGGUAUUUGUCAUCUUAUGCAGCAAUUCAAUCUCUGAAUCAGUCACAGCCCUUCAACGUUGAGGGCCAUGAUCAACUGGGAGGAGGUGCAUCCUCAAAUAUGAGCCUGCUGCAGGGGUUCAAUGUUUCAGCUCCUUUUGGCCAAUUUUAUCAAGCUGGCAACACUAAGAGCAGCAUGGUGGACCAAACGGCUCUGUAUCGAUCUGAUCAAGAGGGCUUAUUGAUUCAACCAACCAGGCCUUCUGCUGCUAGUGACCAUGACUGGCCUCAUCAGAGCUUCAACAUCAACAGAUCAUCUGCUAAUGCUUCUUCUGCAGCUUCUGAAAGCGCUUUGUGGGCCACCACCACCUCUGGUAACAUGAACACCAGCACCACCACCAGCGCUGGGCCUUCUCUGAACCCAAGCCAGUGGCCUGAUCUACCUGGAUCAUAUGGCCCUCCUAAUUGA